Messenger RNA from Triticum aestivum (bread wheat), 651 nucleotides. RefSeq lists its product as uncharacterized. Lineage: Eukaryota; Viridiplantae; Streptophyta; Magnoliopsida; Poales; Poaceae. The record is from RefSeq and is a predicted model, not a curated record. The transcript has a single exon. The annotation marks the transcript as partial.
AUGGCGCUACCCCACGGCGCCCUCAACUCCUUGCCACUGCUCGUCUUCGAACACCAGCCCGCACGGAACGAGACGACGGCGGCCACCGGAGACGAUGAUGAAGACACCCCCGAGAUGCUCAUGUUUAGCAUAUCGGAAGAGAGAACAUGCACGGAGCCGACACCCGCCAUGCUAUCCCCGCAGGACAACCAGAUAUGCUUCGCCACCCCGCAGGGCUGGAUCUUCAUCCUCCACGGGGCCGCCCCAUGGGAGACCUGGCUGUGGCAUCCGGUCACCGGAGAGACCAUACCCCUCCCGCCCAUACGAGACGACCACUACGUCCCCACCAACUGCGCCUGCUACCUCACCCACAGCUCCACGGCGCAUCCUGACUGCGCCGUCGUGCUGCUCGACGUCGCCGACCCUGACGUGUGGUUCUGCCGAAUCAAUGGAGGAAGCGGCAGGGAAUGGGCGCAGCACACGUAUGAUGUCGGCGGGUACACUCUCCCAGAGGGCGACGACGAUUGCACUUCCACUCUCCCGACCAAGAGAGUCAUAGCUGGUGUCGUCGCCGCCCUGGGAGGGAAGCUGCAUUUCAUCUUCUCGGAAUCAAACCAAUACAAGAUGGGCGUCGUUCACCUCGACUUCGGAACUCCUGCACUAGUGGGCGGC